Molecule: messenger RNA, 867 nt
Organism: Diabrotica virgifera virgifera (western corn rootworm)
Lineage: Eukaryota; Metazoa; Arthropoda; Insecta; Coleoptera; Chrysomelidae
Gene: CREG
Product: protein CREG1
Exons: 6
Coding region: 125-793 (222 amino acids)
Source: RefSeq, a predicted model, not a curated record
AUUGUUGAUUAUAUUAACCUUUGCCUUAGCUCGUGUUAAAAAUCCACUGGAAAAUCAGUAUCAUCAUUGUUAGUUAGAAAGAUAGGUAUCGUCUCCUAUUUGAAAUACUGUUUAACAACAAAGGAUGAUGUACUUAACCAGCUUCUUCUUUUCAUUUCUGUGUGCGGUCUGCGGUACCAACGGCUUACUAGUCCCACGGGAUCCACCUCCCCCAUGGCAAGCAGCACUUAUGGCUAGAUAUAUUAUCCACAAUACAGGUUGGAUCUCAAUAGCAACAAUAUCUACGCAGUCAUCAAUAAAAGGUUAUCCGUUUGUCAGCUUAAAAUCCUUAAGUGAUGGACCUGUUAAAAAUUCAACGGGUAUUCCUUACCUCUACAUGACUGAAAUGGAUGUUUCAGGCAAGGAUAUAGAGAGCGACAAGCGAGUUACGAUAAUGGCUUCCCUUGCAGAAACUGAUUAUUGUGAAAGUGAUAAUUUUGAUCCACAAGACCCACGAUGUGCCAAGGUACUUAUUAGUGGAACUUUACUAAAGAUCAAGAAAACAUCUCCAGAAUAUCAGUUCGGAAAAGAAGCUUUAUUUGAAAAACAUCCAUCCAUGAAAAACUGGCCGGCAGAUCACCAAUUUUAUGUAGCGAAAGUUUCUCCGCAACAAAUCGAAGUCUUGGAUUAUUUUGGAGGCCUAAAAAUGGUCACAGUGGAUGAUUACUUCAGUGCCAACAUAACUGAUCUUAUCAAUUUAGAUUUAGCUAGACCUUUACCUAGAGUAUCUGUACUUGAAAUAGAUAAUUUCUAAAAAAUCUUUACCUAGUCAUAUUUUUAGUCUGUGUAAUCUAUGCUUAAAUAUAAAUAAAACUGUAUACUAAUUCA